AUGUUCGUUCUUCUGGCCACAGCAGUCUUCGCCGCACCGCAAGCUUCUACAGACGUACCUGUACCAAUGGACGGUGCCGAAUUUUUGCCGAAGUUCUUGGAGGAUUCAAAUGAAGAGGGCAGAAAACAAUUCUGGACAAUUAUCACGUCAAAGGACGCUACUGUCGCAAACAUCGAAGCCAAGCUCAACGAAUGGGCAUCAAAACAGAGUGAACAAGUCCAGAAGGACUACGAACAUGCCAAAGAUAAUCUGAAGAAGAUUAUCAGUGCCCUCAAGGAGGCCGUUGAGAAGUCGUCGCUGUCGGCAGCCGCAAAGGAUGCUUUCAAGAUGGUUGACAGCAUCGUUUCAAACACCCAGCAAACGUUCCCUCAACAAGUCAAAGCAAUUUUCGAUUACAUUAAGUCACUUCCUGAGAAGACUCGUCAAGAAUUGCGACAAGUACUGCAGUUACUCGUCUUAUCGAUAAUGAAUCCAGCAAAGUUCUUGAUCGUAUUAUUCUCAAUAUUAGCCGUUACGAACGCAUUCGUUCACCUCGGUGAUAGUCUUACCGUUCAUGGCAAUAGUACUGGAAUGCACGUCAACUCAGUGGAUUCGGUGAAUACGGUGGAUUUGGAGGAUUUGGAGGGUUUGGUGGAUUUGGUGGUGGAUAUGGGGGAGGAUUCGGUUGUUGCUGUUGCUGUUGUUGUUGUGGUGGUGGGUGGGGCAAGAAGAAAUAAAUGA
This is a messenger RNA of Anisakis simplex (herring worm), 720 nucleotides long. The record is from the annotation of a GenBank genome assembly. NCBI's taxonomy places the organism in Eukaryota, Metazoa, Nematoda, Chromadorea, Rhabditida, Anisakidae.